Molecule: messenger RNA, 1674 nt
Organism: Meyerozyma guilliermondii ATCC 6260
Lineage: Eukaryota; Fungi; Ascomycota; Pichiomycetes; Serinales; Debaryomycetaceae
Exons: 1
Coding region: 1-1674 (557 amino acids)
Molecular function (GO): protein binding
Source: RefSeq, a predicted model, not a curated record
AUGCUGCUGUUGAACCUGUUACCCACCAACGUUCUCGAGCGUAUCAUUGGUGAGUUGGGCCAAAGUGACAAGGUCCGUUUGGGUGCAACUUGUUCAGAAAUUCUUCAUUUGGUCAACUGUCAGUUGUACUACAAAAUCUUGAUUAUUUCCCGAUACGAGUCUCCAGGUGCCAGGCUGUACUCUAACUGUUCUACGCUCGAUGUUGAACGCCUUUCACAGUUUGUUCAGGGUUUAACCACACACAAUUUCAACUACAUUGACAAGAUUCUGAUUCAUGCUCAAUCAAAUCUUAUUGAGUACGAUUACGCUCCUCUUUACGAGAAGAUUCUGAGGUUGUGGGAUAGACUGAACCACAAGAUCUACUUUUCCAAUUAUGACAUCCAGAACUUGCGCAGACGUGAAUCGCUUACUACCUAUGCUUUGCAAAAAUCCACAACUUAUGUGGAAAACGAGGAAGAACAAUUUUGCGAGCACCGCAUGAGUCAGAGGGUCCCAAAGGUAAAUAAUUUGAAAAGUUGGGUUGCUCUCGAUGUUCAGGAACUAAUGGAGCUUCCGUUCAAUCCUAAUCUUGUUAGCUUGAAUGUGUUUAUCGAGCGCAGGAUGUUGUCUCCGCCUUCAUCAGUCGACACAAGAUCACUUUUCCGCAAUCUUUUGCAACUCCGCUCACUUUAUUUGAGCCUGCCUACCUCGACCUAUGCUUUUUUUAGACUAUUAGAACGCGGCCCUAGAUUGGAGAAUCUUCAUCAACUAUCGAUUUCCAAUUCUCACACCCUCAAGAAUAGCACCAUCUUGACGUUCGGUGGUCUCAAUCGCAUUUUCAACCUCAAUGGCCUUCAAGCUUUGGAAUUGAAGGUUAAUUGUGUGCAUGAGUUCUGUGGGUCCCAGUGCAUCCCAGCUAUCUUUGCUGACUGGGCAGCAUAUAACAGAAUGACGGGCGAAACUCCUAGCUUGAAGAAACUUGCGGUGAUAAAUUUCAAAUCUUGCAACACGAAAAAGAAUAUCCAGGAGUUUGGGAACCUAGUGACUACUUCUUUAUUUUCACCCAACUUUGAAAACUUGGAAGAAUUGUAUUUGAACAUCGAAGACUACCAAAACCUUACCCUUUCCGAAACAUCUACCAGGUUUGACUUCUCCAAGUUUGCAGCCGGUUUGAACCAGCAUUAUAAUUUAAAGAAGUUGAUCAUUCCAGACUUUUUCAACGCCUGGAUUUCUGCCAUUCCAUCCAUUUUAAAGCUCGAUUGCAACUUCUUUGAUGCUUUGGUAAACCAAUGCCAUUGCUCCCAAUGUCAUGAAACGAGGUGUAUGUUCUUGGCAAUGGCCAAGUCUGAUGCUCGAAACCAUUAUACUCAUGAUUUCCUGGCACUUGCAUACGAUCAUGACGGAGGUGAGAUUUACAUUGACACUAUCAAGGAUGAAAACCUCAAGUUUCUCAACUACUUGGUACUUAUCUUACAGCGCCAAUUCGUGUACUUGCACCAAAACCUCUUUUCAAUCAACUCCAUACUUCAAGCCUCUGAUGAGCCUUUUGUCGUGGAUGAGUCGCUCGUGCCAUUCAACCAGUUAUUCCAUCAUUCGUGCCUUGACAAACUCAUGGGUAUCGUUCAAAAGUACAGCGAUGUGAAGUCUGUUAAUUUGGGAGGCAUCCCCAUCGACCUUACAAAGGUUGCUAAUUAG